UCCACAAAACCACCACCAAGCUUUUUCAUGGCCGUCGCCUUCCGCUUUGGUCUGCUGCUGACCAUAUAUCUACGGUGGCAAGGCAAGACAAGGACGCGCAGUUGAUCCAUGCCAUGGCGGCCUUCACGAUGCACACGAGCGCGGCCACCUCGCCCUACUCGCCGGCGGGCACGGCCAUCCUUCUCCGAAGCCGGAGUCGAUCCUACUCCUACCCCACCGCCGCCACCACCACCAUCCGCGUGUCGUGCUCGAAGACGACGGUGGUGAUCGGGGUGGCGGCGGACUCCGGGUGCGGGAAGAGCACGUUCACGCGGCGCCUGACGAGCGUGCUGGGCGGCGGGGCGGAGCCGCCGAGGGGCGGGAACCCCAACUCCAACACGCUGGUGAGCGACACCGCCACGGUGAUCUGCCUGGACGACUACCACUCGCUGGACCGGGCCGGGCGGAAGGCCAAGGGCGUCACGGCGCUGGACCCGAGGGCCAUCGACUUCGACCUCAUGUACCAGCAGGUGAGGGCCAUCAAGGACGGCCGCGCCGUCGAGAAGCCCGUCUACAACCACGUCACCGGCCGCAUCGACCCGCCCGAGCUCAUCACCCCGCCCGAGAUCCUCGUCAUCAAGGGGCUGCACCCAAUGUACGAUGAGCGCGUGAGGGACCUGCUAGACUUGAGCAUCUACCUGGACAUCAGCAACGAAGUGAAGUUUGCAUGGAAAGUUCAGAGAGACAUGGCAGAGCGUGGGCACAGCCUUGAGAGCAUCAGGGCCAGCAUCGAGGCAAGGAAGCCCGACUUCGAUGCUUACAUUGAGCCGCAGAAGCAGUACGCGGACGCCGUGAUCGAGGUGCUGCCGACGCAGCUGAUCCCGGGCCCGGGCGACGACGAGGGCAAGGUGCUGCGCGUGAAGCUGAUCAUGAAGGAAGGCGUGGAGCACUUCGCCCCGGUGUACCUCUUCGACGAAGGAUCCACCGUCAACUGGAUCCCCUGCGGCCGGAAGCUCUCCUGCUCCUACCCCGGCAUCAGGUUCGCCUACGGCUUCGGCACCUACUUCGGGCACGAGGUGUCGGUGGUGGAGAUGGACGGGCAAUUCGACAAGCUGGACGAGCUCAUCUACGUGGAGACCCACCUGAGCAACCUGUCGACCAAGUUCUACGGGGAGGUGGCGCAGCAGAUGCUCACGCACGCCGAUUUGCCGGGCAGCAACAACGGCACGGGGCUCUUCCAGACCAUCGUCGGGCUCAAGAUCAGGGACCUCUACGAGCAGAUCGUCGCACGUCGCUGAGUGAGAGGGCCGCCAUGACGGCCAAUUAAUGGUAGCUAUCAAGGUCGUGAUGUCUGGUCGAGCCAGUGCUGAUGAUUGGAUGAGAGCCGGCAUAUAUACAUGCAUCGUGGUGUAUUCGUGUGGAUGCUUUUCUUGUGUCCGCUCCAAAUGCUAGGUUCGCCUUCUACUACUAGUAGACAGUAGCUAGUUUUGUAGAUAAUAUAUAGGAGAUGCAGCAGGGACAGUACUGAGCAGUGCUUUGAAUUUCCAUAUGAGAUGGGCUUUCACUAUCUCGUCUCUUGUUAACGUGUUCAGAAAGAAUUCAAAAGCACUUCUCUCUUGGUCGU
Sorghum bicolor (sorghum) is the source of this 1603-nucleotide messenger RNA. RefSeq names its product phosphoribulokinase, chloroplastic. Gene Ontology annotation, biological process: carbohydrate metabolic process. Bases 114 to 1277 code for a protein of 387 amino acids. Gene Ontology annotation, molecular function: ATP binding; phosphoribulokinase activity. The record is from RefSeq and is a predicted model, not a curated record. Gene Ontology annotation, cellular component: chloroplast; cytoplasm. The transcript has 5 exons. NCBI's taxonomy places the organism in Eukaryota, Viridiplantae, Streptophyta, Magnoliopsida, Poales, Poaceae.